Molecule: messenger RNA, 883 nt
Organism: Ananas comosus (pineapple)
Lineage: Eukaryota; Viridiplantae; Streptophyta; Magnoliopsida; Poales; Bromeliaceae
Product: expansin-A16-like
Exons: 4
Coding region: 1-795 (264 amino acids)
Biological process (GO): plant-type cell wall organization
Cellular component (GO): extracellular region
Source: RefSeq, a predicted model, not a curated record
AUGAAGACCAAAGUGACAGCCUCGACGGGGGCUGGAGNCUUGUGCUUGUGCUUCUGCUGCUGCUGCUGCUGGGAAUUGGCAGACAGCCUCGACGAGGGCUGGAGAAUAGCCACAGCAACCUGCGCCGAGUCACAAAUCUCCGACACCAAUGGGGGUGCUUCUGCUUGCGGAUACGGAGAGCUGGACGCACCCGGCAGACUGUACGGCAGGGAAACAGCAGGGCUGAGCACCGCGUUGUUCGGGAGGGGGAGCGCCUGCGGCGGCUGCUUUGAGGUGAGAUGUGUUGAUCGCCGCAUCCCCUACCGGUGCCUGCAGGGGAGCCCCUCCGUCGCCGUCACCGCGGUGGACUACUGCGCCCCCAACUACGGCCGCCCUUACGACGACGGCGGAUGGUGCAACUUCCCAAGAGAGCACUUUGACCUGUCACAAGCUGCUUUCCUGCGAAUUGCUAGCAGAAAAGCUGAUUUCAUACAUGUCCAUUACAGGAGGGUGAUCUGCGAAAGAGAGGGCGGGAUCAGAUUCACCAUAGCAGGGAGCUCCUACUUCCACCAAGUUCUCAUCACAAACACGGGCUCCGACGGGUUUGUCACGGCUGUCAAGGUGAAAGGGUCGAGAACAGGCUGGAUUCCCAUGGCCAGAAACUGGGGCCAGAACUGGCAGUGCGAUACCGACCUCCGAGGCCAGCCGCUGUCUUUUGAAGUAACCGACAGCGAGGGCAGAACUCUCACAUCCUACAACGUCGCCCCGUCCGACUGGCGGUACGGACAGACAUUCGAAGGAAAACAGUUCGACUAAAACAUUAACACAUCAACAUGGACGGACACACCUGCAAUGAAUAUCAGUUCUAAUCGAAGAAAAAGGAGAAUCCGGUGAUCGAAUUUGC